Erinaceus europaeus (western European hedgehog) is the source of this 804-nucleotide messenger RNA. It is a transcript of the gene PSMB3, whose product is annotated as proteasome 20S subunit beta 3. The record is from RefSeq and is a predicted model, not a curated record. NCBI's taxonomy places the organism in Eukaryota, Metazoa, Chordata, Mammalia, Eulipotyphla, Erinaceidae. The coding region runs from base 125 to 742 and encodes 205 amino acids. Gene Ontology annotation, cellular component: proteasome core complex, beta-subunit complex; proteasome core complex. Gene Ontology annotation, biological process: proteasome-mediated ubiquitin-dependent protein catabolic process. The transcript is spliced from 6 exons.
AAAGCCUCCCGGAAGGGCUGGUCUUGCAGCCCAUCGACAGCAAGUAGCGAGGGAGGUUGCGCUGCGGGAGUCAGAGCCGCUUUGCUGGGAUUGUGGCGCUUGGAGGUCCCGGUCCACCGCAGCCAUGUCUAUUAUGUCCUAUAACGGAGGGGCCGUCAUGGCCAUGAAGGGGAAGGACUGUGUGGCCAUCGCCGCCGACAGGCGCUUCGGGAUCCAAGCCCAGAUGGUGACGACGGAUUUCCAGAAGAUCUUUCCCAUGGGGGACCGACUGUACAUCGGCCUGGCGGGGCUCGCCACGGACGUCCAGACCGUUGCCCAGCGUCUCAAGUUCCGACUAAACUUGUAUGAGCUGAAGGAAGGUCGGCAGAUCAAGCCUUAUACCCUCAUGAGCAUGGUGGCCAAUCUCUUGUAUGAGAAGCGGUUUGGCCCAUACUACACUGAGCCAGUCAUUGCUGGAUUGGACCCCAAGACCUUUAAGCCCUUCAUUUGCUCUCUGGACCUCAUCGGCUGCCCCAUGGUGACUGACGACUUUGUGGUUAGUGGCACCUGCUCUGAGCAAAUGUACGGAAUGUGUGAAUCCCUCUGGGAGCCCAACAUGGAUCCAGAACAUUUGUUUGAAACCAUUUCACAAGCCAUGCUGAACGCUGUGGACCGUGACGCAGUAUCAGGCAUGGGAGUCAUCGUCCACAUCAUCGAGAAGGACAAAAUCACCACCAGGACACUGAAGGCUCGAAUGGACUAACCUAAUCCCAGAAACCACUCUUUCUUUUUCUUUUCUUUUUUUAAAUAAAAGCCUUUCUUUCA